AUGCAGGUGGCACUCUGGUCCCUGGGCCUCGGGUCCCUGCUCCUCUCUCUCAGGGCUGCCCCCAUAGGGGGGCCCAGUGCCCUGAGGCUGGCAUAUAGACACAGCUCGUGUGACGGCGUGGUGCUGGUUCGACAGCAAGGCGUGUGGGGACACGUGUGCAACCAGGAGUGGACGCUGGCAGAGGCAUCGGUGGUCUGCAGACAGCUGGGCUGUGGCAGGGCUGUGGGUGCCCCCAAGUAUGUCCCGCUGCCAGGGGAGAUGGUGAAGCCUCAGCUGCACAAUGUGUCCUGCAGUGGCAACGAGUCCUCACUCUGGGAGUGCAGCCUCGGAGCAUGGGGGCCACAUGAGUGUCCACACCAGUGGGUGGUGGUCGCUCUGUGUGCCAACGGCACUUUCCGGGAGAUCAGGCUGGUGAAGGGCCGCAGCCCCUGUGCAGGGCUCCCCGAGAUCAGGAAUGUGAAUGGCGUGGAUCGCCUCUGCGGCCUGCACGUGGAGGAGGCCAUGGUGUUCUGCAGGGAGCUGGGCUGUGGCCCUGUGCUGCAGGCCCCCAUCCAGGAGGUGGGGGCCAGGGGAAAGUACAUGACUUGCAAGGGGACAGAGUCGACCAUCAAAAACUGCCGACUCAACAACAACCUGCGUAGCGGCUGCGACUUCCAGCAGGAUGCAGAGGUGGUCUGCUCUGGACACACCGAGGUUCGGCUGGCAGGUGGUGAGCACCCCUGUGCAGGGCGUCUGGAGGUGCGGCGUGGCCUGACCUGGGGAACCGUGUGUGACGAGGACCUGGAUCUGGCCACAGCCCAUGUGGUGUGCCGGGAGCUGCAGUGUGGUGCUGCUGUGUCCACGCCCGGGGCUGCCUACUUUGGUCCUGGCUCCGGGCUGGUGUGGACAGAGGCCUUCCACUGUGCCGGCAAUGAGUCCCUGCUGUUCCACUGUCCCCAGGGGCCCGGCCACCAGUGCGGGCAUAGCCAGGACGCCGGGCUCAGGUGCUCAGAGUUCCGGCUGGUCAACGGCAGCAGCAGCUGUGAGGGCCGCGUGGAGCUCCAGGUUCAGGGGUCUUGGGCGCCCCUCUGCGCUGCUCACUGGGACUUAGAGGACGCCACGGUGCUUUGCCACCAGCUCGACUGUGGCAAUGCAGUGACCACUCUCCAGGGAGGGCACUUUGGGGGCUGGGGCGCGCCCAUUUGGCCCGACGAGUUUCACUGCCAGGGCACAGAGCCCUAUUUGUGGAACUGCCAGGUCAGCACCCUGGGGACCUCCGCCUGCGCCCAGGGAAACACUGCCUCCGUGGUCUGCUCAGGUCUGCCCCAUGCACUGCGACUGAGGGACGGACAGAGCCGCUGCGACGGCCGCGUGGAGGUGUCCGUGACUGGUGUGUGGGGCCGUGUGCUGGACGCCGCGUGGGACCUGCGUGGCGCGGCUGUGGUGUGCCGGCAGCUGAGCUGCGGGGGCCCCGAGCGCGCGUAUGACGCGCCCGCGCCGACGCGCGGGGCUGGCCGCGUGGCACUGAGCGGCGCGCGCUGCAGGGGCUCCGAGACACGUCUGGCCCAGUGCAACGUGUCCUCGUCCCUGCUGCUGCCCGCGGGGGCCUGGCGGGACGCGGGCGUCGUGUGCUCAGGUGAGUGCAGUGUGACUGGCCCUGUCCCGCGCGCCCGCGGGCUGCGCCUGGCCGCCGGCCCCAGUCGCUGCGCGGGGCGCGUGGAGGUGCUGCACGCGGGCGCGUGGGGCACCGUGUGUGACGACGCCUGGGACUUGCGUGACGCGCACGUGGUCUGCGCGCAGCUGGGCUGCGGCGUAGCGCUCAGCGCCCCAGGGGCUGCGCACUUCGGGCCUGGGACAGGACACAUCUGGAUGGACGAGCUGCACUGCUCGGGGCAGGAGUCUGCGCUGUGGCGGUGCCCGUCGCAAGGCUGGGGCCGCCACGACUGUGGGCACAAGGAGGACGCAGGGGCCGUGUGCUCAGGCUCUGUGGCCCUGAGGCUUCGGGGUAGCACCCGCCGCUGUGCAGGGUGGCUGGACGUGUUCUACAACGGGACCUGGGGUGCCGUGUGCAGCAAUGCUCUGAAGGACCCCUCCUUGUCCAUCAUCUGCAAGCAGCUGGUGUGGGGAGCAGGGCUGGCUGGAGAACAGGCCCAGUCACACGGCAGGCUCAGGCAUCUCCUGGGUGGACAAUGUGAAGUGCCGCAGGCUGAGAAACACCACCCUGUGGCAGUGCCCCUCCGCCCCAUGGCACCCGCACUCCUGUGUGCGUGGGGAGGAAGGUUGCAUGAGAAGAUGCCGCAGGAUUCCGGGGAUGCCCUGAACUGCUCCUCCACUCACGGCUGCCCAGAAGAGGGGGCGCUGCGCCUGCGUGGGGGCGAGGACGGCUGCUCCGGCCGCGUGGAGCUCUGGUACAUGGGCUCCUGGGGCACCGUGUGUGAUGACUCCUGGGACCUGGCGGAUGCAGAGGUUGUGUGUCGCCAGCUCGGCUGUGGCCCUGCUCUGAGUGCUCUACCAGGGGCUGCCUUUGGUCCAGGCUCAGGGCCUGUGUGGCUGGAUGAAGUGGGAUGCCGUGGCAGUGAGGCAGCCCUGUGGGACUGUCCUGCACAGCCGUGGGGACACGGAGACUGUGGGCACAAGGAGGAUGCAGGCGUACGCUGCUCCAGGCACAGGGCGGCCACCAUCGUGCCAUUGGUUUCAGGUUCUGGAAUGUCGGAGAACCUACCUUCGGAAGGUGUUUAUGAGGAUAUUGGUGCCGUCCUCAUGGGGGAGAAAAAUGAGGGACUUGGCGAGUCUGGGCACCACGUGUGGGAGGAGGAGUACGACGACGCUGGGGAGCUAAUCCCCGAGGAGGCGGAGGACCUGGAGGAGGAGGACGUGGAGUGGACGUCCUCAUAA
This is a messenger RNA of Sorex fumeus (smoky shrew), 2874 nucleotides long. RefSeq names its product scavenger receptor family member expressed on T cells 1 (gene SCART1). The record is from RefSeq and is a predicted model, not a curated record. Gene Ontology annotation, cellular component: membrane. Lineage: Eukaryota; Metazoa; Chordata; Mammalia; Eulipotyphla; Soricidae.